Molecule: messenger RNA, 5390 nt
Organism: Mastomys coucha (southern multimammate mouse)
Lineage: Eukaryota; Metazoa; Chordata; Mammalia; Rodentia; Muridae
Gene: Adgb
Product: androglobin
Exons: 38
Coding region: 93-5159 (1688 amino acids)
Biological process (GO): proteolysis
Molecular function (GO): calcium-dependent cysteine-type endopeptidase activity; heme binding; protein binding
Source: RefSeq, a predicted model, not a curated record
CUGGCUGUCUCCUGGCAACGGCAAACGCGGGAAGCCUCGAGGGCCUUGUGGCUUGCAGGCUCUGCUGGAGGCUACCCUGGUGGGCCGCAGGCAUGGCUUCCAAACAGGCUAAAAGGAAAGAAGUGCAUCGGAUCAAUUCCGCCCACGGAUCAGAUAAAUCUAAAGAUCUCUACCCCUUUGCCAGCAAUGUGCCUCCUGGUUCUUCUGAACAGAAGAAGGGAAAGUUCCCGAUCUGGCCGGAGUGGAGCGAGGCAGACAUAAAUGCUGAAAAGUGGGAUGUAGGCAAAGGCGGGAAGGAGAAGGACAAGACGGUCAAGAGCCCCAUCUUUCACUUUUUCGAAGACCCUGAAGGAAAGAUUGAAUUACCGCAGUCAUUGAAAGUAUUUUCCUGGAAACGACCGCAAGAUUUUAUAUUUAGUCGAACUCCUGUAGUUGUGAAAAAUGAAAUCACAUUUGACUUAUUUUCAGCAAAUGAACAUUUACUCUGCAGUGAGCUUAUGAGGUGGAUUAUCAGCGAAAUCUAUGCUGUAUGGAAGAUAUUCAAUGGCGGGAUUCUGAGCAAUUACAAUAAGGGAAAUUUGGGAGAGCUUCCUGUUCUGCCCUGGAAACCCUGGGAACACAUAUACUCUCUCUGCAAGGCUGUGAAGGGUCAUAUGCCUUUGUUCAACAGCUAUGGGAAGUACGUCGUAAAGCUUUACUGGAUGGGAUGCUGGAGAAAGAUAACUGUUGAUGACUUCCUGCCAUUUGACGAGGAUAACAAUCUCUUGCUUCCAGCUACAACCUAUGAGUUUGAACUCUGGCCAAUGCUACUGUCGAAAGCUAUCAUUAAGCUGGCAAAUGUUGACAUCCAUGCAGCACACAGGAGAGAGCUAGGAGAACUCACAGUAAUUCAUGCUCUUACUGGGUGGUUACCUGAAGUCAUCCCUCUUCAUCCAGCGUAUGUGGACAAAGUUUGGGAGCUCUUGAAGGAAAUACUGCCUGAGUUUAAGCUCACAGAAGAGCCCAGUUCUGAAAGCAAAAUCACAACGAUAGACAACAAACUGAAGGAAACCACGAAAGAGAACAAGGAUGGUAAGAAUGGCAAGGAUGGCAAGGAUGGCAAGGACGGCAAGGAUGGCAAAGAUGGCAAGGACAUGAAGGAUGGGAAGGACUUCAAAUCGGAAGUCUCCCUUACAACCCUGAAGGUUCCUGAGAAGGGCGACAAAGCUGCAAAGGAGAAAGCAGAUGCAAAAGACCUUGGGAAGAAGAAUAAGAAGGAUGGAGAGAAGGAGAAGGAAAGAUUCAAAUUUUCACUCCAUGGUUCGAGACCCUCAUCCGAUGUUCAGUACUCUAUGCAGUCCUUGUCAGAUUGCUCCUCAGCUAUACAGUCCCCUCAAAUGGUUGUGUAUGCCACCUUUACACCACUUUAUUUGUUUGAAAACAAGAUCUUUACAUUAGAAAAGAUGGCGAAUUCUGCGGAGAAACUUAGGGAAUACGGUCUUUCUCACAUUUGUAGUCAUCCUGUGCUGGUUACCAGAAGUAGGUCAUGUCCCCUUGUCGCACCUCCCAAUCCUCCUCCUUUACCUGCCUGGAAACUCAUUCGCCACAAAAAGGAAACAGUGAUAACGGAUGAAGCUCAAGACGCUGUUCCAAAGAAGCCUGAGCAGUACCUUGAGAUUUCAAGUCCAUUUUUGAAUUAUAGAAUGACUCCAUUUACGAUUCCAACAGAAACACAUUUUGUCCAAUCUGUCAUUAAGAAAGGAACACCACUGGGAUCCAGUCUUCCUCCCCUUGUGGAAAAUGAUUUAGCUGCAAGUAACAGCCAAGGGGAAAUGAACAUAGCAAAUGGAAACCCGUCUCAGGGCAAUAUUGCACUGCAAGUUAUACCUGGAAAAGAUGAACUUUCAGAGCCUGCUCUGGGGGAGUCCCACCAACUUGAGGCUAUUAGUGUAGACAAGGAUUUGGUCAGCCUGACUACAGCAACACUGGACAAGUCACAGGAAGAGCUGGCAGUAAACGAAGGCAUUUCCAAAGAAAUAUGGCUAGACUUUGAAGACUUCUGUGUGUGCUUUCACCACUUAUAUAUUUUCCACAAACCAAGUUCUUAUUGUCUUAAUUUUCAAAAAUCAGAAUUCAAGUUUGUGGAAGAGCGUGUGCCCUAUUAUCUAUUUGUGGACAGCCUGAAGCCUAUUGAACUACUGGUUUGCUUUUCUGCUUUGGUGCGCUGGGGGGAAUCUGGAGCCUUAACAAAAGAUAGCCCUCCCGUGGAGCCUGGGCUCCUGACAGCUGAAGCCAUCACCUGGAAAUCCCUGAAGCCUCUUAGUUUUGUUCUGAGGAUUCACACCUAUGCCACGAAGGCCAGCAUGGUGCGCCUGCCUGUUGGGAGGCAUAUGCUGCUCUUCAAUGCAUAUUCCCCUGUGGGGCAUGCCAUACAUGUCUGCAGUAUGACGACAUUUGUCAUUGGGGAUGAAGAUGUUGUACUGCCCAACUUUGAGCCGGAGAGCUACCGAUUUACAGAACAAUCUAUAAUAAUUAUGAAGGCUAUUGGCAAUGUGAUUGCUAAUUUCAAAGACAAAGGUAAAUUGCCUGCAGCUCUGAGGGAUCUGCAAGCGGCUCACUACCCUAUCCCACUCAACAACAAAGAACUCACUGCUCAACACUUCCGGGUUUUCCAUAUAUCAUUGUGGCGUUUAAUGAAAAAAUCUCAAGUAGUCAAGCCUCCCUUAAACUUCAAAUUUGCAUUUCGGGCUAUGGUUUUAGAGACGGAUUUACUGGAUUCCUUCUCAGAGGAUGCCUCUUUAGCGGAAUGGGUAGACCUUAAAUAUUCUAUGCCAAUAAAUGAGAAGGAGUAUACUUCUGAGGAAAUAGCUGCCGCAGUGAAAAUUCAAUCCAUGUGGAAAGGAUCCUAUGUUAGACUGCUCUUGAGAGCCAGAACACCAGAAACAAAGGAAAAUGUCAUCGUUGCAGAUACACUUCAGAAAAUUUGGAUGGUAUUAGAGAUAAAUUUGGAGCAAUAUGCAUUGUCUCUCUUAAGACUAAUGUUUAAAAGCAAGUGUAAGUCUAUGGAAUCCUACCCAUGCUAUCAAGAUGAAGAAACCAAGGUGGCCUUUGCUGACCACACUGUGAACUAUGCAGACCAACCACCGAAUUCUUGGUUUAUAGUAUUCAGAGAAACAUUUUUGGUUCCUCAAGAUAUGAUCUUACUCCCCAAAGUGUACACUACACUCCCGGUCUGUAUACUGCAUGUCGUUAACAAUGACACAUUGGAGCAGGUGCCCAAGGUCUUUCAGAAAGUGGUGCCUUACCUUUACACCAAGAACAAGAAGGGAUAUACAUUUGUGGCUGAAGCGUAUACUGGUGACACAUUCGUAUCAGGCGCACGGUGGAAACUGCGGCUCAUAGGCUCUUACAACCCACUACCGUUUCUCUCCCGUGACUCUCCAUGCAACAAUUUCACCAUAAAGGAAAUCAGAGACUACUAUAUUCCUAAUGACAAGAAAAUCCUGUUCAGGUACUCCAUUAAAGUGACAGUGGCACAGUCUAUUACGCUACAGGUCCGCACAUCCAAACCUGAUGCCUUCAUCAAGCUGCAGGUGCUGGAAAGUGAGGAGGUCAUCGUAAGCACUGUGGGCAAAGGGCAGGCCAUCAUCCCGGCCUUCUACUUUCUUGGGAAUGAGAAAGCGUUGAGCUCCCAGUCUAGCAAGCAAGUUCUUUUAUCUCAUCCCUUACCUAAGAAAGAACCAGAAGUGCUGACCAAGAAGAAAUCUGGCCAACAAAGUCAGAAAUCCUUCAAAGGAAGACCUGGGGGUGUACUAACAGACACAGGAAUGCCCCUGCUGGAAGAAGAAGUUUUGAACAUACCCACUGUCGAAGAAAAUUCUAGCACACCACAGCAGGCCAAGCAGUCCCAGUUUUCCCGUGGAGGCCAAGUUGAAGGAAACCAGGUGCUUAAGUGCUACAAGUACAUCAUACAGUGCUUGGUGCUGUUUAACAGCUGGCCUCUAAAUGAAACACAGCUGACAUUUGUUCAAGCACUAAAAGACAUGGAGAAAAUUGAUACCAAAGCUCAAGUAGAGAAACAUGAAGAACCAGCUCCCAUGGGAAGCCCAGACUCCCAUACUGUCAGCGAAGGGCAGAAAUCUGUAGGAAUGCCCAAAACAACACGAAAAGGCAAGGAGAAGUCUGCUGAGAAGGAGAAGGCAGCUAAGGAAAAACAAGCCCCUCGAUUUGAACCGCAGCAAAUACAAAUGCCCACUCCUGUUCACUCUCAAGAAGAUCCAAACAAACCCUACUGGACCUUGCGGCUGGUCUCUGAACAUACCGACUCAGAUUAUGUUGAAGUAAAAAAGGACACAGAACGAGCAGAUGAAAUUCGUGCCAUGAAGCAAGCUUGGGAGACUACUGAACCCGGGAGGGCCAUCAAGGCUGCUCAGGCCCGUUUGAAGUACCUGAGCCAAUUCAUUAAGAAGCCAGCUGAUACCAGCACCACCUCUGCCCCCAGCCCUGAGACUUUGUCUGUGACUCAGAGCCAAACUAAGUCCUCAGAAGAAGAACUAGGUAUUGGGAAAGAUGCAGACUUCAAAGAAGUGCCACCAAGCGCAGCAGGAAGUGUGCUGUGGAAGAAGUGGCAACUGACCAAGACCCUCAGCUCUCUGACAAAAGCCAUAAGCAACGAGAGUACAGCAAAGGAAGAGCUGCCACGGAAGGAGAUCCCUGUGGUCCGACUACGAUCUCCAACAAUUUUGGAAACAUCGCCACAACAAAUUCGUAAAGCACUAGAGUUUUUGGAUUUCAGUCAUUAUGUACGGAAAACAACUGAUGAGGCCUUGCUGCAGACAGAUGAACUGAAUAAGCAGCAAGCAAUGCAGAAGGCAGAAGAAAUCCACCAGUUCCGGCAGUACCGCUCCCGUAUUCUCAGCAUCAGAGACAUUGAUCAGGAAGAACGUUUUAAGCUAAAGGAUGAGGUUCUGGAAAUGUAUGGGGAGAUGCGGGACUCUGUAGAUGAAGCCCGGCAGAAGAUCCUUGAUAUCCGGGAAGAAUACCGAAACAAGUUGCUGGAGGCCGAGCGCCUGAGGAUGGAGGCCUUGGCAGCUCAGGAAGCUGCAGUGAAGGUGGAAGUAGAGAAGAAGUCUCCAGCUUCUGACUCCCAGAAGAAGAAGAAAGGGGGAAAGAAAAAGUAACGCCCUCGUGGUGCACCGUGCCACCGGGGAGAGAGUGUCGGGCAGGGCAUAGUGCGCUAUCAACCACGUUGCCUGUUGAUCAAACCUUAGAUCAAUUGAAACUGGAGAAAUGUUUCUACAUUUUAAUGUUAGCAUGUUGACUUUUGUUACAAAGGAUUUGAAGGCACUAGUGUCUCAAAUGUUCUAAUUUCAUUAAUAUUGUUAACAAAUAAAUGCUUAGGUUGUAAAUAA